Schistocerca piceifrons (Central American locust) is the source of this 1606-nucleotide messenger RNA. Its product is annotated as lysocardiolipin acyltransferase 1-like. Gene Ontology annotation, cellular component: endomembrane system. The transcript is spliced from 6 exons. The coding region runs from base 1 to 1323 and encodes 440 amino acids. NCBI's taxonomy places the organism in Eukaryota, Metazoa, Arthropoda, Insecta, Orthoptera, Acrididae. The record is from RefSeq and is a predicted model, not a curated record. Gene Ontology annotation, molecular function: acyltransferase activity.
AUGCAGGGAGUGUGGGCGGCUGGGCAGGCGGCGGCGCGCCUCUGCCGCGGCCUGUGCUUCGUGGCUCUCUGGUACAGCAGCAUCUGCGCCGGAUUCCUCUUCAUCUUCUGCCCGCUGCUGCCGCUCGCCCUCCUGCACCAGAAGCUCUACCGCACCAUCACCGACGUCGUCUUCUCCAUGUGGGAGCUCUACCCGACGGCUCUGAUGGAGUGUGUGCUGGGAGUGCGGAUCGUGGUGACGGGUGAUGCGGUUCGUGCAGCGGAACACGGUUUGCUGGUGAUGAACCACCGCACGCGCACUGACUGGAACUUCCUGUGGGCUGCCAUGUUCCACGCCAGCCAGCCAGCUGCACACCGCCUCAAGAUAGUGCUCAAGGAUCCCAUCAGGCACAUCCCAGGACCCGGAUGGGUAAUGCAGCUAACAUGUUUUAUGUUCAUACACCGGUGCUGGGAGAAAGACCAGCAGCUGCUGGCCACAGUUUUGGACUACCUCCAUGACAUCAACCACACUUGUCAGGUUCUGCUGUUUCCGGAAGGCACAGAUCUCACAGAAGGUAGUAGGCAGCGUAGUCACAACUAUGCAGACAGCCACGGACUGCCACAUUAUCAGUAUGUGCUGCAUCCCAAGACCACUGGAUUCACAUUCCUGGCCCAGCGAAUGAGAUACAAUGGCCACCUGGAUGCAGUGUAUGACAUGACUGUAGGCUACCCAUGUUCUGUACCACAACAAGAGACAGAUCUCUUGAAGGGAAAUUUCCCUCAUGAAGUUCAUUUUCAUGUCAAAAGGUACCCUGUCUCUGACCUGCCGACGGGUGAUCCUGAGUUGCGGCAGUGGCUGUCCAGGGUGUGGCAGAACAAAGAGAACCUCCUGCGAGACUUCCACACGAGAGGCGGCAGCUUCUCCCGGGCUACCACCCCUGUGGGCGCAUCACCGCCAGGUUCCGGUACGACACCGGUUUUGCCAUCUCCUGACUAUUCUGGCCUCGAGCCGCUCGACAGUUCUCCCUCGAAAUCCCUGUCGUGUACUCCAGCUGCACCAGAGCACAGUAAUUUGAAAGGGCCGGUCCUUCACAGCAACGCUCUGUACCUCGCACUCGCCUUCUGGACGCUGCUGUCACUGCUGCUGGUGGCAGCUCUCGCAUUCUCAUCAAUAGUUCGAUGGUGGGCCUUGUGGAAUGUUCUCCUGUUCUUCACGAUAUCGACAUUCUCUGAGGGUGCACACCUACUCGAGAUCCGUUUCUUUCAUUUUAAGCGACGCAUCUUGGGACAGUCUAUUCAGCAUCGUAUGAAGAAUGGAAAAACAGAGGUGUGUAAACAGAACUGAUAUUACCAUCUCAUAGAGAAUAAAACUACUGGCACACUCCCUGUCUCUGAAAAGGUGUCUUACGGCAUUUUAAACAGCUAUGUUUACUGUUUCUUUUUAAAGAUGCACUUUGAGGGCAACAAAAUUUCAUUCAUCUCUUCAUUUCUUCACAAAAAGGGUGCAAAUUUGCCAGAAAAACAUACUGCCGGUGCUGGACAUGAAAUACAAAAACAAAAGAAAAAAAUUCUUUUUGCUAAUUGACAUGGAAUUUUUUUCUUACGGCAGCAAUAAAGAACAAUAUUUU